Malaya genurostris is the source of this 2103-nucleotide messenger RNA. RefSeq lists its product as uncharacterized. The record is from RefSeq and is a predicted model, not a curated record. Bases 91 to 1908 code for a protein of 605 amino acids. The transcript has 3 exons. NCBI's taxonomy places the organism in Eukaryota, Metazoa, Arthropoda, Insecta, Diptera, Culicidae.
AGACAGCUUCGAUACGUUUGAACGCUCAUUCAUAUUAGGAUUGUGUACUACAGAGAAACUAAGAAUAAAAUAGUGUAAGUGAAGUGAACAAUGAAAGUGCUAUCGAAUUGCAUAUUCGCGUGUUGUAUGCUGAUUUUACACGGAUGUGCUGUUAAUUCUACAAAUUAUCGUUUACCGCAUAACUUUGGUUUUCACACUCGAGGAUAUGCUACGGAACACAAUUUUCUUCAGGAUAGACGCAAUGGAUUGGCAAGCAGCAAUGAAGAAGGAAUACUGCAUGCAUCCACCAACUAUCAAUCGAGAGGUAGCGGUCUACAGUCUCAGUUUAGUACAGCGGCCAACGGUGGAUCACGAGGUGUGAUACAUAGCGAUAGAACAGAUACCGGAGCAUUUCAGGCUUUCAGGAGAAAUGAAGGAGACUCUCCGUAUCACGCAUCUUUGUAUCCUCGUGGUUAUGCCAAUGGGCAAUAUUGGUAUCCGAAUCAAGUAUAUGAUCAACAUUACCUGGCAGGUUCUGGUGGAAGGUUCGGUGGAAGGUUUGGAAAUGGUUUCGGUACUCAUUAUGGAAUUGGUCCAUAUGGUAGUAUUAAUCCUGCUUUGGGUGGGUUACCUACUGGUUUUCAAAAAAAUAUUUCAGAUGAGCGACAUGUGUCAAAAGUUGAUGGUGAUAUACGUGCUGUUGAUUCAACUGACGUUCAGAGUACGGCCGUUCAAGGAUCGGAAGGCGAAGUUAAUCCAAAAACGAGUGUUGGGGCUACUGGCUUCCAACGAGGUGUAUAUCAAACGCCGGGCAUUGGCAAUUCUCAUGGCUUCAGUACAUUUCCUUAUGCAGGUAGGAGGCCAGAUGACUAUUUAGUUUCUGGAGGUGGGAAUGGAUUUACAUCGAUCAGAAAUGGUCAUUCUGGUUCCAAUGGUUUUGUACCUUCAGGAGUAGCACCUUUUCAAACAUCUUCUGGUAAUCCUGUCAAUGGUUUCGCUGGAUCUCCAUACAACAUAAAUCCAAGUUCAUUAAACAAUAUAAGACCUCGAGGUGAUUUUCCUACUAAUAAAAACAGCGCUCCAGUACCUGGAGAGAAUCCUACUGACAGUAGUAACCAAGAGAAUAUCAAUGGUACAAAUGAGAAUUUAUCGCAUCCAAGUGAACCAAGACAAAAUGUUCCGAAUAGCGUUCCACACGAUGGUACCACUGUUACUACUGACAAUGCAACUUUGCAGCCCGGGGACACAGAGUUAGGAACAACAAGCAAGGAUUUGAAUAGAUCCAAUGAUUUACAACACGAAUCUGUACAUCCGAAUCCUAGCUCUUUAGCUGAAGCAAAUCCGGCCAGUGGUGGUUUUUUAAAUGAAAGGGGAAAUCAAUUAGGUUCAGUGCAGCCAAGAACAAGACUUUUAGACGGAACACCGAGUUCUGGUACCUUCAUUCCUAAUACUUUCCAACGUGAAUCGUUCGGUUCAAGAGGAUUUUUUGCGGGAGGUGUUUCACAUGGAACUGGAAUUAAAAACCCAGCAAGGCAAGGAUUACCCAACAACAAUUUGUACAGGUCGAAUUAUUUUGGAAGUAACCCUGAGUAUGCAUAUCCAAGCUCAAUCGGAGGAAGUACCUUUGGUGGAAGGAGGAAUCAAUUUAGUGGUAGACAAGCGGAUGCAGUUAAUGGUGCAUCGAAUUAUGAUUCUUCUAUAUCUAUUGAUGUGCAACGUGGCUCGACUGAUCUGAGCGGAAGUACUACAGGAGUGAAUGCACAUACAAAUCUAGAGGACCCGAAUAAGUUGGCAUUCAAUUUAGGGGCUAGGUCAGGAUUACAGGGUUCUGGUAGUGAUCUAGUAACUUAUGGGACAGAGAGUCGGAAUAAAAAUAAUGUCAAUAUUGAGCCCACAACAGCAAGCACGAAUGCUGAAAACAAAUCGUAAGAAAUAGGAAGUUGAACGGGUGUUUCAAAAAAAUAAAAGGAUGAUCUGGAAUUCUCGAUGAUCCAACCAACAAGAUUACAGUUUCUCUAAUUUAAUGCGGAACAAAAUAUAAAACUAUCAAUUUGAUUUUAUAUAUUUUUAAAGUUACAUGGACAUACAUAUGUAAAUAAUAAAGAUUCUUAAGUGGUAACGGUU